Messenger RNA from Anopheles moucheti, 1506 nucleotides. Its product is annotated as protein artichoke-like. The coding region runs from base 37 to 1506 and encodes 489 amino acids. The record is from RefSeq and is a predicted model, not a curated record. Gene Ontology annotation, molecular function: protein binding. The transcript is spliced from 2 exons. Gene Ontology annotation, cellular component: extracellular matrix. Lineage: Eukaryota; Metazoa; Arthropoda; Insecta; Diptera; Culicidae.
CGGGAAAAUGACAAGUGCAGCUCGCAACCAGCCAACAUGAGCUCACACUGGUGGUACAUUUACCUUGUAGCGCUUAGUCUACUGGCGUGGUUGGUCGACAGUCGGCGGGAGGCCAAGUUUAACUGCACGCUCACGGCCAACUACUACGACUGCCUGUUCCGGGACGUGAUCAUACGCAGCGAGGCCGACGCGGACAGCAUCUUUUUCGGGGUGCAAAACUUUAACGACACCAGCAUCGCGUUCCGCGACUCGUCGAUGGUGGUGCUGCCGAAGAAAAUUUUCGAAACGUUCCCGGCGAUACAGUACCUGCUGAGUGAUGCCUGCCACAUACAGAAGCUGCUCGGGGGUACGUUCGCGAACGCCCAACGUCUGCAGGAGCUGCAUCUGUUCGAUAAUCGGCUAACCAGGCUGAACAACUUUGUGUUCAACGGUGCGUUGCAGUUGCAGAUACUGUCGCUGUACAACAACACGAUAAAGCAGCUCGAGGAGCACGCUUUCGAUGGGCUCGGCCAUCUGCGGAUGCUCUACAUGGACGAGAACCAGCUCGAGAAGCUGCCGGAAGGGAUCUUUUCGGGGUUGGAGGAGCUAGAGAUACUCGAGCUGCAGCACAAUCGCAUCAAGGAGAUCAACGACGAUCAGUUCCUGCUGUGCCCGAUGCUGCGCGAGCUAAACCUUAGCGCCAACAUGAUCAACACGUUCAAUAUGUCGCAGCUGCAAUCGCUCAACAAGCUCGAAACGCUCGACAUCGCCCGGAACUAUCUGGACGAGGUGUUCGUCACGAAGUAUCUGCGCACGCUGAACGCUCAGGAAAAUCAGAUCAGUCGCAUCCUGAUGGACCAGGGAGAUUUUUUCCAGCUGACACACCUGAACCUCUCCCGGAACAACAUCGCCAACAUCAACAACAUCUUCAAGUUUCGCAAUCUGAUCGAACUGGACGUAUCGUACAACGAGCUGGUAAUGCUCGAUUUCGUCAUCUUCGCGUUCAUGAAGAACCUGAAGGAUAUUAAGCUGAACAACAACAGACUGUGGAUACUGGAUAAUGGGAUUCCGUCUCCUGCCAAAUCACUCCGAAGCUUAAACCUAGCGCACAACAAAUUUCUCUAUCUCGAUCUUGCCGUGCUCGAUACGUUUCCCGCCCUGGAGUACAUCUACCUGCACGGCAACGAUCUGAUCGACAUGCAGAUCGGCGACAUUGAGCAAAACUUCCCAUACCUGACGCUCAUAUCUUGCGACAAUAACGAUUGGGACUGCAUCAAUCUGAUGCACAUCGUGACGCUGCUCGAGCGGGCGUACGUCAAGUGGUCGAACCGCAACCGAAACUGCACCCAACCGGAACAGCAUCGGCACAUUUGCUGCACCUCGGCCGAACAUCAUCUGCGCGAGAAGAUUGUACGGUUGACGCGCGAGAUUUACAGAUCGCGCAAGAUGAUCAAGCAGCUGAUCAUGGAGAAUGCGGAACUGCGCAGCGAGGUCGAAAUGCAGUAUCUGCCCAGUGACGGUACAUGA